Molecule: messenger RNA, 3893 nt
Organism: Pelobates fuscus (common spadefoot toad)
Lineage: Eukaryota; Metazoa; Chordata; Amphibia; Anura; Pelobatidae
Gene: USP12
Product: ubiquitin specific peptidase 12
Exons: 9
Coding region: 92-1204 (370 amino acids)
Biological process (GO): protein deubiquitination
Cellular component (GO): nucleus; cytosol
Molecular function (GO): cysteine-type deubiquitinase activity
Source: RefSeq, a predicted model, not a curated record
GAGCCCGGCGAGGAGAGUGUCCGCGGGGCGGGAGCGCGCGGCUCCGGCCUGUCUGCUGGCGGUGAGAUCGGGUGAAGAUGGCGCCGGGCGGAUGGAAAUCCUAAUGACAGUCUCCAGAAUCGCUUCUAUCUGUACCAUGGGCGCCAAUGCCUCCGCUUUAGAGAAAGAGAUUGGUCCGGAACAGUUUCCAGUAAAUGAGCACUAUUUUGGAUUGGUCAAUUUUGGGAACACCUGCUACUGCAAUUCAGUUCUUCAAGCACUUUAUUUUUGCCGUCCGUUUCGGGAGAAAGUACUUGCUUAUAAAAGUCAACCCAGAAAGAAGGAGAAUCUUCUAACGUGCUUAUCAGACCUCUUCCACAGCAUAGCCACACAGAAGAAAAAAGUUGGUGUGAUACCACCAAAGAAGUUCAUUACCAGAUUACGCAAGGAAAAUGAGCUUUUUGACAAUUAUAUGCAGCAAGAUGCUCAUGAAUUUUUAAACUAUCUGCUCAACACGAUAGCUGACAUUUUGCAAGAAGAGAGAAAACAAGAAAAGCAAAAUGGGAGAAUACCCAAUGGUAAUAUUGACAACGAGAACAACAACAGCACACCAGAUCCCACCUGGGUUCAUGAGAUCUUUCAGGGAACAUUAACUAAUGAAACCAGAUGUCUUACUUGUGAAACGAUAAGCAGCAAAGAUGAAGAUUUUUUAGAUCUUUCUGUUGAUGUGGAACAAAAUACUUCGAUCACUCAUUGUUUAAGGGGGUUUAGCAACACAGAAACCCUUUGUAGUGAAUAUAAAUAUUACUGUGAAGAAUGUCGCAGUAAACAGGAAGCACACAAAAGGAUGAAGGUAAAAAAGCUGCCUAUGAUUUUAGCUCUCCACCUAAAGAGGUUCAAGUAUAUGGAUCAACUACAUCGAUAUACAAAACUCUCAUAUAGGGUAGUUUUUCCUUUAGAGCUUCGACUUUUUAAUACAUCGGGAGAUGCCACGAACCCUGACAGAAUGUAUGACCUUGUAGCUGUGGUGGUCCACUGUGGAAGUGGCCCGAACAGAGGACAUUAUAUUGCAAUAGUAAAGAGUCAUGAUUUCUGGCUGCUGUUUGAUGAUGAUAUUGUAGAGAAAAUAGAUGCACAAGCUAUAGAAGAAUUCUACGGGUUGACAUCGGACAUCUCAAAGAACUCUGAAUCUGGUUACAUCCUCUUUUACCAGUCUCGAGAUUAAAUGAGAACUGUGACAAUAAGAUACAUUCUGCCUCAUUUCUUCUCUGGAUCAUCUGAUAAGAAGAAGCAAGCACUGAAAUAAAUAUAUAUAAUACAUAAAAAGGAACGGAGAAAAAACAAUUGACACCGGGAGCUCAGGGGGGCAUUAGCGUAGUUUGCACAUGGCGAAGCAAAGAAUAUGGAUAAGGAAAACAAAGCAGUUCAUAUCAUAGUUGAUUUCAUUUGCUCAGGUAUCAUGCUUACCAUAAAAUUCCAUCCGUACUACUAAGCUUAAACAGAAAUGGCUGUUUCUCUCCCUUCUCUCUUCCCUACAGCUAACCAUCACAACAACAGUUUGGAGUGUAGUAGUUUAAUGGAAGGUAGAGCAGCCUGCACUUUUUGUAAUGACCAUUCUAUGCCACAAAAGAAAAAAAAUAUAUAGUUUUCAAACAAAGAAACAGAUUAUGCUAUGAAGAAAAACAGAUGUUUGCGCCCAGCAACCGCAAUUGCCUUUCUUAAAGACGACACCACGUUGAAAUUGCAUUUGCGUUUCUUAGAAUCAAUAUUGUGUAUUUGAACGUCUGAUAAAAACUGCAGUGUUGUGACGUUGUGAGGUCGGGAACAGUGACUCUGAACGGUGUCCUUUAUUCCCCUAUUGUUUGGGGAACAACCAUUAUCUUCUAUUUAUUGGAGGUGUCACAUAUGCUGGCUUAUCUUGUAGCUCGUACCCCAGAUAUAUAAUCAUUACUUUAAUACAAUUAUGUAAUUCACUAAGUUAAUUUAAGAUUGUCAUGUUUUCUGUUUGUAGAGGAAUUAAUUUAUUGGUCAGAGGCUGCCGUUUACUGUAAUUCAGAGGAACAGUCAUAAUCUGCAACACAGUAAAAAUAUAUAUAUAUGGGUUUUGGAAUUCGUAGGAUGUGACUUGCUGCAAUGUGUAAAAAGACAGCGAUCCGAAACUUUUUUUUCUUCCUCACACUCCUAAGUCCUUGGAUUUGUAAUAUGUUCCACAAUAUCAUCAAUUGUUGUUGUGAAAUGCCACUCUGUGUUUCAGACCAUCACCGCAUUCUGCUUUUUUUUUUUUAAAUUUAUGUCCUUUUAUUGCAUAUGAUACUACAUAUGCAAACUAACAGUUCACACUCACUUGUCAGGGUUCAUUUCAGUGACUUUCUUGCAGGUGCUAGUAAAUUAAUGCCUGUCGACAGAUGGACACCUUUCGACCACGUCAUUUACCGUGUAGUAAUGAGACAACGUUUCAGUACAAGAAUUUAUCUAGCCUGGUAGAAAGGGGUUGAUGUGUUGGAAUUAAUGGACUUUAUUGGUGAUAAUACUAGGAUGUUGGGAAUGUUACUAUUGUACAAUAUGUCCCCUAGACAUCAUUUUAUAAUAGCUCCAAUAUUUUUCCAAUGGACAUUUUCGUAAAACAUUUGUUACAACAAAUAUGAAAAAGAUUAGGUUCUAAAGAUUUUCCAACCCCAUAGUGAGUGGUUACCUUUUUAAACAAAAAUUAGUUUUUUGUUUUCUUUUUCCUCGAAAAAAUAUGUUCUAGUUGGACUUUGAGAUUUCAAUCAUGGCAGCACCACGCAAUAUGUAUAAUGUAAAGUUUUAUGUAUUCUUUUGUGGUUUGUACCAUUUGUAUGGUGUAUGACAGAGCAUGAAUGUAAUGCCUGGGAAAUGGAAUGAAUGUGUAACUAAAAUGUUGACAGUCAGGCUUCGACCCAUGUGUUGCCAUUCUCAUUUUCAUGGUGUGGUAUGAAAAAAAAAAAAAAAAGAUAUAUUUCCAAGAUUGUUUUAUACACAUUUGUGACCUAUUUCAAAUUAAAAUGGGCCAUAUUAGUGGGUUUUUUGUUUUUUUUUAUGUUCAGUAAACUUAAAAGGUAUGCAGUGUCAGCCAUUGACAAUUUAGUUAAUGUAUGUUACAAUUGUCUUCUGCUGCUAAUCUCAGAACCAUGCUUUACUACUUGUAAACACUUAUAUUGGCUCAGGAAACUCAUUUUCUGGCCUGAAAGUCAACUUUAUAAUGCUGAAUAGUUAUCCUAAGCACUGCUGUUAGUGUGACUCUGCUGUCGAUUGCUCCCUUUCCAGUUAGGAAAGGGACGAGACAAUCUGUAAUUUAGAAGUGAGAAUAAUUUUCCACAGGCAUGUCAUCAUUUUGUAAGUCUCGGCUCUCCUUAAAUUAAGACUCUUGUCAUUUUUUUGGCGGCUAUAUUUUGUUUUUCCCAGUUUAAAGCUGAUAAAACUAACUGAGCUUUAACACGUGUUCUCUUCGUGGUCUGUCGGAUUAUCAUUUAAACAGACAAGUGCUACUUUCCAGAACUUCAUUUGGCAUUGCAUGUUCAUUUCAGCAUGCUGUCUCGCAUGCUAAAUACAUAUUGGAACACCCAUAGAGAUUAUUUAUUAAGCAUAUAAUGUAAUUCGCCCUUAUCUGCCAUGCAAACAGUGUAAUAGACUACUAUAAGGGCAAGUCUACUGGCAGACGGACCCUUCCAACAUUUAAUGCGCAGAAAUGUCCUCAGACAUUUUUAAAAACAUUUUUUGCAGGAGAAAAAUAAGGUUGUUUUUUUUGGAGUAAUUGUAAGUUAUUUUUAAAUCACUCCUUUUUCCUUACUACAAUACUUAUGCCUUUGUUCAUCUCCCACCUAAAUGUUGUACUGAAUUACUUUUUGUAAUUUUUAAUCCAUCUAGAACCCUUUUUUUUUUUUUAAUAAAUUAAU